AUAAAAUAAAGAUGAAAGUGAUUCAAAAUCCAACUCAAUAUUUUUUUGAACAAUCUAAUAAUCCAUCAGAUGAAUAUCUCAAUAAGAUUGAUGCCUUCAUCGGAAAAUUGAUUAAUCAAAAAUAGUGUCUAUUAUGCAAAUAGGAUUAUAACAUCAAAGAUAGAUUACCUAGAAUACUUAUUCAUUGUGGGCAUACUAUUUGUACAUAAUGUCUAGGUAAUUUUUAUAGGUUAGUUUUAUUUUAUUUAUGAGUAGAAACAGAAGAGUUCGAUGUCCACUCUGUUUGAAAUUAGUUAAACAUCUUGAUUCAAUAGAUAGAUUACCUGUAUCAAUUUAGUAUUACAUUUAGAUUAAUCAUACAAUCUUUACAAAGAUGGCUGAAGAGAUUAAUAAAAAGAGUAGAUUUCAUGGAGGCACUGACGUGAUAGAUCCACAAUAAUAUUUAUUCACUCAAUUUCAAUAAUCGGCAGUCUAAGCAUAGAAAAUAAGACAACAACAAUAGAACCAAUACCCUUAGAUUGAUCCUGAUUCAGGACUUGAAUAUUGUGAAUUUCAUAAUGAUAGGGUAAAACAUUUCUUUUGCAUGAAACAUAAAGUCACUUGUUGCAGAGCCUGUUCUGAAAUGAUUCAUUAAAAGAAAGUAAUCAUUAUUUGAAUCUCGAAGGAUUGCAUUGUUGUAGAUCUUUAUGAAAUUGAGGAUGUUCCAGCCUUCUUGAAUGAAGCCUACAAAUUAAAUCAAGAAAAAAAUUGUGAAAAUCAAAAUAUUGAAUUUUUACCAGGUAUUCUUUUCUUUUGAUUAGAUGAUGAUAAUAAUGUUAAUGAUGAUUAUUUAGAGGGUGAGUUUGCUCAAAAUGAAAGUCUAUAAAGCAUAUGA
Messenger RNA from Paramecium octaurelia, 874 nucleotides. The record is from the annotation of a GenBank genome assembly. NCBI's taxonomy places the organism in Eukaryota, Ciliophora, Oligohymenophorea, Peniculida, Parameciidae.